CGUGGGUGCUGAAGCCCAACUUUGUUUUGAAGUCCGACGAGGAAAUUCGUACCAUGGUCACGCUCGACGACGUUUGUACUUACGAGUCGCAGCUCGUGACUGCGCACCGUCUUCAAGAGCUUGGCAUCAACUCUACUCACAGCAUUGGCACUCCGUUUCAUCGCGCGGUGCUCGCUCUGACGGAUCCGUACCGCGCCAAGAUCGCUCGUUUUAUUGGAAUUGAACUAGAGCUGACUUCCUGGAAUUUGACCUCCAAUUUUAUCAAGGCCAAGUUUCAGCAGGGCUUGCUCCAGCUGACUGGAUUGGGCACGGCGACGAGCACGCACGACUCCUACAGCUAUCUCCGUCGUCCCAUGAAGGUUGCCAACUUGAAGGCCGAGAAGGAGAAGGAGGCUAAAACUCAGGUUACGGGCACUGACCGCGACCUUCGUAAGCUGGACCUUCCGGGCCUCAAGGCGAUUUUGAAGUCGUACGGCAUGAAGGACGAGGAGAUAGACGCGCUCCCUAGGUGGGACCAAGUGGACAAAGUCCGCUCUUUUGCCAACCAGAGCAAGGCGAUUGACGAGGACGUCGAAGACGACAAACACAAGUUUGCUAGAGGGUCCCGCCACAACGUCGCGACUCAUCAAGAGCUUUACGACGCAACGUGUCAGACUAUUUUUAACAACCAGGUUAAAGAGCUGAGCAACACCGUCCCGCCCGAGUUGGACGAGGAAGAUUCCUCCGACCUCGCGGAGAUGAUAGGCCUUGACAUCGACGACGACGCCAAGCACACGUCGGGCAAAAAGACGAGCCAACAACAAGAAGAAGACGAAGAGAGGCUUUAUCAGGAAUUUGUUAAAAGUCUAGAGACAAAGGCUCAAACAGACGAAGACGCUGCUCAGAGCCAAUCCAACACGCCAAACCCUCAGUUGUCGGAUCCCACGUGUACGGAGUUCAAGGACGAUAACGCUCUUUCGAGCAAAUACAGUUCCAUACUGGACGAUCCGAAUUUCGUGCCCGUCCCGCUGCAUCCUGUCAUGCGCAUUCCUCUCAAGCCCGGGCUCUACAUUAAGGUCACGCGCACCUCCCUCGAUGGCUAUGAAGAGUGCCAGUGGAGCGACAACCCCGUCUUGAUUGAGGCUGCCAAGCGCAAAGACAAAAAGCCGUCUUUUCUCGUCCAGUCUUCCUUUCAGAAGCGCUUGCUUGCCAAACCCCUCAGCGAGACCGAAGAGCGCGAGCGCGCCAACAAAAAGCGCGAGAAGCGCAAGCUUCAGGAGCGCCUUCGCCGCCAGAAGAACCACGCCAAGCGCCAAUUCCAGCUCCAACAAGUCAUGCUGGGAAAAGUGAACGCCGCGGUCCCCAAGAGCAACAACAAGCUCCGCUGCGGUCGCUGCGGCAUGAUUGGCCACAUGCGUACCAACCGCGACUGUCCGUUUUACACUGAAGAAGACGCCUAUUUGUAUUCUCUCCCCACAAAGCUUCGGCGCACCAAAGGCCGCAGGUACGAGUCAGACGACGAAGAUCUCUACGACAGCGAAGAAUACGAAACGCCCGUGGACGAGUUCGACAAUUAUGACGCUCGCGGCUUACCUGAACCGUCGUCCAACGUGAACGACCAAGGUCUUGACGACGACAAAAUGAACGACGAAGAGAUUGACUACGUCCAAAAUGGCACCCAGGAUAUUGACCAAAUCCAAUCUUCCGAUCAGCAGGAAGCCGGGACGUCGGCUCCGCCUCAAGGCGACGCCGAACUCCCUCACAUCACGGGUUUGCCGUCAUCUUCGCUAGACCAACCAAGUCAAGAAAACGUCUCAGACGGCAGUCAGAAAACCCAAGAAGAAUCCAUUCAAGUAUGCGACAACCACGCCGCUUCAGGCGCCAACUUCGCCAACACCAAUCUCUCUUCUGCCGCCUCUCAACAAGAGAAAUUCGUUGUCAAAUUGAGAGCUCACGAUCGGCCGCCCGCUUCGUCAUUCACCUCCACCACUUCCUCCGAUACGCGGAUUCGCCAUUCUGGCUCGUAUCCAAUAAAAAAGCGCAAGUCCAUCAACUCGGACGACGUCGACCUUAUGUCCGACGACGACGCCGAACUCACUGAGCUCGACGUAGACGAGUACGAUGACGACUCGUCUGAAUUCUUCGCCUCUCGUACAUCUCGCCGCUCUGCAUACCCCAAGCGCGGUGGCACGCUAUCUUCCACCCCCUCCCAAGAUCGCUCCUCUAAGACAAAUCGCUCCAACUCCAGUGGCGUCAAUUCGGCCCAACUCUGCCAGGCGCUCAAGCAAAUCUUCGACCCAAUUUAUUCUAACUUUGUCUACGAAGCCUUCAAACACAAAGUUAACACUCGCGACUUUCCGGACUACCCUCUUGUUGUUAAACGCCCCAUGCACAUGGACGCCAUUCAGAACAAGCUUCGCAAGGGCGCAUAUCGUUCCGUUCAAGAAUUUAUUGCAGAUUGGGAACUUAUUAAGGCCAACUGUAUCGCCUACAAUCAAAAUACGCCCAAUCAAGAUCUUAUUGGCUACGCCCAAGCCCUCGUCUCCGAAGUCAAAAACGCCAUCUGUGCCCAAUCUUCUACCUUUCACGCAUUAGACAGCCUCUACACGCCACCCGAUGUUACCUCAACCAACUCGAACAACCUUUCAUCUUAUGAAUCUCAAACCAAUUUUGUCUCAUAAAAAAGUAGCUCUUCACAAAUGGCCGCGCAGCUCCCGAUCCUCGCAGAUACGGACGCCCACGGCGACUUCAAAUUUCUCCAACUCCAACUUUGGCACGAGACAGCUUCUUAUCUGCGUCCUCUUCCUAAACUCCUGCUCGUUCUUUUCUCAAUUUGGCCUCUUCGCCGGUGCCCACUUUCCGUGUCUCUCGAGGCAUAUGAUUACCCAACAACUGGAGAAAAAUCUGGACUAUAGAACCGUACUCACCGAUCGAGCACAAAUAGCACAAUUAGACAAAAAAAAACUUCAGAAAUUUUGGUUCUUUUAAAAUGUAUACAUAAUUUUACAUAAUCACAUUGCGGUUUCUAAUCCUGGCUAGUUCAGGUAACGCGGGGUCGCGCUCCCGUUUAUAAAAAUUUAUUGAACUAACUCUUCUAUCUAUAUAAAUAAACACCCUUUCUAAUAACAAUUCUUACCACAACAAUUCAACAAUGAAAAAACAAUUUAUGCGGUUCGUUUCUGAGACUUCGCCUAGCUCUACGCCAA
Messenger RNA from Schistocerca gregaria, 3185 nucleotides. Its product is annotated as transcription initiation factor TFIID subunit 1-like. Lineage: Eukaryota; Metazoa; Arthropoda; Insecta; Orthoptera; Acrididae. The record is from RefSeq and is a predicted model, not a curated record. Gene Ontology annotation, cellular component: transcription factor TFIID complex. Gene Ontology annotation, biological process: transcription by RNA polymerase II; RNA polymerase II preinitiation complex assembly. Gene Ontology annotation, molecular function: RNA polymerase II general transcription initiation factor binding; RNA polymerase II general transcription initiation factor activity; histone acetyltransferase activity. Bases 54 to 2660 code for a protein of 868 amino acids. The transcript is spliced from 2 exons.